This is a messenger RNA of Penicillium macrosclerotiorum, 2373 nucleotides long. RefSeq names its product COG1/VPS51 family protein. Gene Ontology annotation, biological process: intra-Golgi vesicle-mediated transport. The transcript is spliced from 3 exons. Lineage: Eukaryota; Fungi; Ascomycota; Eurotiomycetes; Eurotiales; Aspergillaceae. The coding region runs from base 1 to 2373 and encodes 790 amino acids. The record is from RefSeq and is a predicted model, not a curated record. Gene Ontology annotation, cellular component: Golgi apparatus; COG complex.
AUGGCCCCCGAGGCGCCAGAUCCCCACAGCCUAAAGUCAUGGCAAGAUGCAUUUCAGUACCCAAUCCCCACGGCCCGUCGCGUGGAGCAGGAGCUCCGCCGCGACAUUGCCAGCAAUAAGGAGAAGCUCCGAGCUCUCGUUGGUACACGGUAUAGGGAGCUUGUUGGGACUGCGGAGACCAUUGUGGAAAUGAACAAGCAUAUCCAGGAGGCAGAGACUACCCUGGCUGAUGUUGGACGCCGAUGCAAUCCAAGGCUGGUGGAGAAGAAGCAUCUUCAUGCGCGGCGGCUUCAAAGUGAUGAUGCGGAGAAGAACGCAGAGAAACAUGCCUUUGGAGCCCAGCUCGCCCUACUACACCGAUGUACUACAACAAUCACACGGCUCUUACGUAAACGGGCUUCGCUGCUUCUUGUCGCAAAGAUACUGGCUGUAUCUAGGUGGCUGCAUGAAACCCUUUCGCAAUAUAAAGAUACACCGCCAUUUCUUGACGACCUCCGCAAACAGCUGACCUCCCUACGUCGAACUGUUGUGAAACGAAUCGACAGGCGCUUGGCUUCGAUAAGCGCCGCAGAUGAUAGUAUCAUUGAGUCUUUGGCAGCUUUCUGCCUGUUGACCAAGUCAUCGGCAGAUGACGCUAUUCAUCAAUUCCAACAAGUGCGCCUCGAUGUCAUUACGAGCCUAUUAGAGUCAUCCUGCGAGAAUAUCCCCAAAGCCCUUCGGUUAUUCAUUCGCACGCUGCAAACAUCUAAAGUUCUACGGUCACGCCAAUUUUCAGAUGUGCUCUCCAAGCUCAAAGCCAAGCCUAUUCUCUCCGAUCCCGAAGUUCGCGGAUUGGAUGAACUGGAUAUCGAGAUUCUCGGUCGUUGGGCAGCUCCUGCCGUCACGAAUUUCACUCCUUGGAUCAAACUCAGUGAGAUAAGCCGAUCGGAGAGCGUAAAUUCAAUCAAGAAGUGGUCACUCGAGGCAUUCGAGGAAUUUGCCGAAUGUUGUCAAAAGGCCCUCGCCAGAAGUAAGGACUUUUCGGCGCUUCUCUCUUUGCGCGCUCGCACAUUGGAGCUCUGGCUGUCAUCCUGGGGCUCGACUAUCACUCACCGAUCCGAAGACGUUUUUGAACGUCUUCGAAACACCUUUAGUCACCAUCUUAGACGUGUUUUGGCUGCUCAAGUGCAGACAAUCGAUGACGUUGCGGGUCAAAUUUCGUCCAUUAUUUCGGCAUGGGAAUCCUCCGAGCAUUCAUCUAUUAGAUCACUUUGGGAACCCGAUCUCAUCGUGGCAGAUUAUUCGAAUGGGGCUGCUAUUUUCAAACAGGCCGUGGGGGAUCGGCUUCUGGGCCGCGAUGAAGAUGUCUCUGCCGUAUUGAAAAAAUACCAGUCAUGGCUCACAUCUGUGCAAGAACUCAACGAAUCUAUUGAAUCACUCCGCCGUUCGAAAUGGACUGAAAUUCUUGUGGGCGGCGAGUUUGAGGACGAAGACAUUGAUAUUGCACCACGACUCAAUGAAGAAGACCCUCGUAUUCUGUCAGAAUCUAUGAAAUCUGCCAUUCGUGGGGCACUCGAGAAUCUGCAAAUAUCAAUAAGUGACGCUUCAAAGGCAUUCGGUGCCUCUAAUUCGAGUGGUAAAGCCACCUUCUUGCUCCGAACUAUUAGAUUGGUUCGGCGGGAGAUCCCCAGGGGAUUGGUUACCGAAGAUUUCACCUUCUCCAAAGAUGCCGUUCCAGAUCUGCAAAACUUGCUUGCUACAGCUGUCAUCUCGCAGAGUGGCCCACUCGCCUUCCUGCCAUCCUCCAAUUUGGAUACCGAGACCAAGGGAUUCAAGCUCGUUCCUGGUAGAUCGCUAUGGGAGGCUGAACUAGCCAUACCUUUGCAACCGUCACCCAGUACAUUUAAAUACUUACGCCGCUUGACCGCAACCAUGGAUGAGAGCGGGCCAGAUCUAUGGGAUCCAUCCACUGUACGAGUUUUGAAGGAAGUAGUGAAGAAAGAAUUGCAGUCAACCCUUGACUCUACGCUAGUUGCAUUGGAAGCAUGGGUCAUUCCAAACAAAACUGCCCCUGACGCUAAGGAUGGCGAUUCCUCUGAAGAUCGCGAAACAAAGGAGAAAAAAUCCGAGUCUAAAGAGAACGAAGAUUCCAAUAUCGAGACAACCGACACUCCAUCUCAGACUCAAACUCUCAAAGAUUGGAAAAUCCAAUUAUUUUUCGAUGCACUUUACCUAGCGAACAUGCUGGGUGACUCAACUCAGCUGGCUGAUUUCGUCGAACGUGUCCAAAAAAGCGCUGAAGCGAGCCCAGAAGUGGCUAAAUCGGCCCACAAAUUCGCCCAGGAGUACUGGAAGCGCACAGAGCUGCUUUUUGGACUGUUGGUGGAGCGGUAA